AUGAAUUUAAAGAAUUUAAAGACAACUUACUUUUGCUUCUCAGCUGGAUUAGCAAGGACUAAACUAAACUCAGUGAACCUCUUCAAAACAAUCAACGAGUAUGCCCUGUCUUUAUAUAAUUACUACAUUGGGCUAAUCAAUAUUGAACCUUUCGAAUUUGACGAUAUUGAUCUCCAAAUACGAAGAUUACUUACAACACUGAAAAUACACCUGAAGCCAGCCAAUAAAGAGCGGCUAUACCUCUCAAGAAAGAGCAUGGGAAGGGGGUUGACAUCAAUUGCUUUUAAAAGUGAACUAAUGCUGCUUCAUUUUCUGGAAACCUUGGAGAAGAAGUCGGCUAUCUGUCUCAGAAGGUCGGGGAUCCUGCGGGUUAUUAAAAAAGAAAAACCGCAUAUGGCGACAAUCGCAGGAUUUCUUGCCUCUAAAUAUGGAUUGACUGAUAAACAAUCUAUCACUGACAAAUCCCUGAAAGAGGCUUAUGUACAAUAUUUUUCCAACAAAAUAAAAAACAAGUCACUCCAUUCUGUCCUAUUCAGGUUUAAAGAAGACUCUAACUCCGACCUCAAAAUGUCUAGCGAGUGGCUGUACAAAGGGAACAAUACACUAAGGAGUGAAGCUUUGUAUUGCCUCUUGCAAGAUAUAAAUUUGUUUUUUUCUUCUGCGCGUGGUGCGCUGUGUGAUCAUUGCAAAAAAGCUAAGAAGACAGUAGACCACAUGGCUACACGGUGCAACAGAAUGCUAAACAGUGACUAUGUGAGAAGGCACAAUGAGGUUUUUAGAUGCAUCCAUUUGCACGUAUGCAGACAGUUUGGAAUAAAGAAAACUGGGAAACUAAAGUCUCACUCAGUACAGUCUAGUUUAUCGGCUCGAAAUGUUGAGAUAAGAGUAGAUACGCCAAUAUUGACUGAUACGCAAGUUCAGUUCAAUAAGCCAGAUAUCUUUAUCUAUGACAGAUUGAAGAAUGAGAUCACCAUAAUUGAGAUGGAGAUUACAUCGCAGGAGAGACUCAAACAAACCGAAGUUGAGAAAUUGCAUAAGUACGAUUUGCUGGCUGGAGAACUAAAGAUGCUUUACGGGGCACCAGUCCGAAUUAUUCCGAUUGUGCUGACGUGGGACGGGGUGGUUUCAACGUGUUACAAAGCCUAUAUGGAGAAGUUAUCCGUUGAAGGCCCGACAAGAACGUACAUUCAGGGACUUGUCAUGAAGAAGACAUUGGAGGCAAUUGUGGUGGAACAUAGGCAUGGAAUCCAUACGUCUCAAGAGGAAUUCAUUACGGCAACCAGUCAGUUGGCUGAAGUGGCAAAUCAAUCUUGCGAGGACCCUUCGGAUGAAGCAAACGGGAAAAUCUUGUGUUCGGAGAAUGAAAGUUUCCCUCAGCGAAUUGUGUCAAAAGCUCUCGACAUAUCGAUUCCCACAAUUUUCUCGAAUCUUCGCUACGUAGCACAACGCCACCUAUGUCCCCAGACAGUAUCAGUGGUAGAUCUGACACCCUGA
Messenger RNA from Octopus sinensis (East Asian common octopus), 1494 nucleotides. RefSeq lists its product as uncharacterized. The transcript has a single exon. NCBI's taxonomy places the organism in Eukaryota, Metazoa, Mollusca, Cephalopoda, Octopoda, Octopodidae. Bases 1 to 1494 code for a protein of 497 amino acids. The record is from RefSeq and is a predicted model, not a curated record.